Molecule: messenger RNA, 2637 nt
Organism: Coregonus sp. 'balchen'
Lineage: Eukaryota; Metazoa; Chordata; Actinopteri; Salmoniformes; Salmonidae
Source: the annotation of a GenBank genome assembly
GUGGACUGGGAGAGUAAUGGAGGCCUGGUGAAGAAGCUCUCUUCCAUUAAGGAGGAUGAGGAGGGUGAUGAAGAGCAGAGCUCUGUGUCGUGUGCCCCCCGUUCCCCUUUACGUCUGACCAGGGUUCUUAACUCGCCCCUGCGCUCCCCACUGCUGCCCCCUCAGCCCUUCCGCCCCCCCUCAGAACACACCCGCCCCGCCACCCUGCAGAUACCUGUGGUCAGCUUCAGCAGCGCACCGCCGGAGCUUAGUCCCAGGUAGGAGAAACACACACAGACUCACUCCCACACACACACACACAUAGACACACACAAAUCAUACGCCACAGUUUGUACACAGUUUUAACAAACUGGUUUAAUCUCAGGCAGAGGAUUUAAUUGCUGUAAUACAUUAGACUUGUCUAUUUCAUGGUGUCUGGUAGAGGAACUGGAAAUGAAGAGUACACAAUUAACACUCAAGCCUCGAUCCUCCAGUGCCUGUCAGGCUGCCAUGGCAACUAACAGACGGUGCUAUUGGGUCCCAGCAGAGGGAGUGUGGAUUUCCCUCCACACCAGGCAGCAGGCUCAGUAUGCAACAAGAUCUCACGAAAUUGUGAAAUUGACUUCAGAAUCCAGUGUUUGUCAAAACAUUUUACAGGGAUAAACGUCGGAGAGCGCUCCGAAACCGAGGCUAGCGGGUUCAAUCCCUGUGCUAGGCACUCAUUUUUAGUUUUUUAGUUUUAAGCCUAUCCCAAACCUUAACCCUUACCUUAACCAGAGCCUACUUGAUGGUAAUAGCUCUCACCGUUGCCCCUAGUGGCCGGUAUUGAAGGCGAUUCCCGACCCCGAAGGAUGUCGAAUAUUACUUUGGAUCUUGAGUGACCUGGCUGCAGUGUGUGUGUGUGUGUGUGUGUGUGUGUGUUCAGCACACUGCGCAGCCCGCCUGCCAGCCCUGCGUGAGAAGCCCAACCCCGAUGUGCUCGGUGGGGUGGCAGCUGUGUUGCUGUUUGAACACAACAUCUGGUGCCAGAGGGAGAGAGAAGAGACCUCCUAGAGUAGAGAGGGGGAGAAAUGGAAAUAGGACAGGAGAAGGGAUGAGGAAGACAGGGCUGAACAUAGGCUGAAAUCCUCCACUCCUCUCUGACAGCUGUUUUCCCCCUCUUUCUUUGUGUUUUAUUCAUCUUUAUUCCCCUCUUUCUUUAUCUCGCCCCUCACUCUCUCCCCCUCUGUCUCUCCCCCUCUCUCUCUUUCUCUCCCUCUAGGUUUGUGGAUGAUAUUGAGACAGAGAGAAAUGUGAACUCAACCCAGAAGUUUGAGUUUAGCUCCAGUCUUCUACACAGUGGUCCACCAUCCCCAGGACUAGGUAAUACAAUCUUCUCUCCAUCAGUCUGUUGCUGCUCUCUCUCCAACAUGUACUUACCUCUCUGUGUGUGUGUGUGCGCGCACACGCGUGUAGGGAUCCAGGAGCAGUCAGAGAUCAAGCAGAGUGUCUCUAAGCUGAGUGACGAGGUGAGUGGUUCUAGUUGGUCAAGAACCAUCACUGUUUUCAGGGAGUCCUAGAUCCAUAACAUAAAAAUAACUUGCCAUGAAUCUUAAAACAUAAUAUAUAGUAACAUAAUACGUAAAAACACUAAUAUUCCAGUGUCAGUCACACUCACGUAUCUCUCGUCUGUGUCCACAGAUGAGCAGUCUCUCCCAGCAAGUCUCUCAGCUCAGCCAGGAACUACAGGAAAUGACCCGCCUGCUCCGACCCCUCCUCCUCGUGGCGCCUCAGCCAAUCCUGACGGCCAUGACGCCCAUCCUGACUCCACCCCCCAGCAGUGCCAGCCAACCGUCCUCCAGGACACCUCUGGUGGUCCCACCUCCAGCCCCGCCUUGCUUCCCACAACCCCACCCCCAGCGACCGCAGUCCUGCUCACUAUUGGACGUGGACAGUACUGACACAGGAAGGGUGGACCUGCCAGGUUGCCUCCUCCCCACCCCGCCUCCACAGAGGCCUCCAGCCCAGGCCCAGGCCCAGUCUCCAAUCUCCCCAGGGAGAUGUUCCAAGGACUUACUCAACUCCAACCCCCCUUCCCCUGGUACAGGAGACACAGAGGGGUCCAUCCACCUCUCCAACGGUUCUAACCACUCCAACCUCUUAGUCUCUAGCAACGGGUUCUUCCCUGUCCAGGACCGUCCUCCCCUUGCCUCCCGCACCCCGUCCCCCAACCUCUCCUUCUCACUGUCUCUUGCCUCCUCACCCUCCUGCUCUCCCUGCCAGGGACCCCACCACUCUCGACCCGGCAGCCACAGUAGCCACAGCAGGGGCCUAUUCCCCCCGCCCCCCUCCCAGGACACCCCGCCCCUGCCUUCCUCCCAUUGCUCUGCUCCCCCGUCACUCACCUCCUCACCUGGAGACCAUAGGCUGAGGGGGGUCAGCCCCUCCUUUUCCUCCUCCACUACCCUCAUCCCGCCCACGUCCUGUCUUAACCCCUCGCCCUUCUUCCCGGGGCCGUUCACCCUGGACUCUCUGAGGGGGGAGACGCAGGGGGGUUCCAGGCUCGAGGCAGGACACCUGGAGCUUGAGAUGCAGGAGUGGGGAGGGGAGAGGGGCGAGGGAUGCUCCCAGAUGAUGGAACACAUCAGCUACAUCGACGAGGAAGGGUCAGCUCUGUGA